CAAAAAACGCACCAUGCCUUAUGAACGAAUAAAACGGGAGUACCCUCUGCACUUUUGCGUCUGGUUUAACGAUUAUAAGGAACUUGACAGAUGCUUACAGACAUCAGAGUAUGAUAUUGAACUUCGGGAUCCCCGUGGAAGAACUCCUCUAAUGCUUGCUGUCACUUUAAACCAUUUAGAAUCUGCUCGAGUGCUUCUCCGGCAUGGUGCUGAUGUCAUUAUUGAAAAUAAGCAAGGCUAUACAGUUGUUCAUGAAGCUGUGAGCACUGAAAAUGCUCAGCUUUUACAAGAAGUUUUAGAGAAAAGAGAUUUUCAACGUUAUAGCACUCGAGCAAUAGGAAUUCCUGACCUACUUUCCAAAAUACAAGGAGUGAGUAUCAAACUCAAUGCUGCUAAAUUUAUACAUUUUUUAUCACCAAAAACAUUAAUGCUUUUAAAUUUUCAGUAGUUUUCUUUUAAAAAUGUUUUUUGAAACUUCUUGAGUUUUUUACAUAAUUUUAAAGUGUACAAUCAGAAUAAAAAAACCUUUUCUCUCCCAAUCUUCUAUUUUCUGAGUGUUAAACUUCUCAUUUCAGAGUUCUAAAAGUUACAGGUGCGCUAUUGCAAACUCUUGUAAUCUAUUGGCAGGAGAAGAAAUUUGCAUGUUAGUUGACCUUAAAAUGUUGUAGACAAAGCAAAAAAAAAAAAAAAAAAAUUCUGAAAUUCGACUUGAUGUUUGACAUAUGUCUUUUAAAAGAGGAAAACCAAAUUUGAAAAAAAAAAAAAAAAAAAAAAAAGAGGCUUUUAGAGGUAAAAAAAGUACCAGCUGAAAAGCAAAAAUCCCAAAUGAUGAAAGAGAAAUUCAACAAUAGAAAGCAAAGGCAUUGGUAGCCAAAAAAGCCCAGGUUCUUGCAAUGCUGCUUCAAGGUAUCCAGCCUGCUGCAGAUAAAUUACUUAAGGGAGGAAACCAGUUUAGGAGUCCUAAUUCGUGAGUUUUUUUAACAGGGAAGAAAUAAUCAGAAUUUCUUUAAACUUGGAAGACAGUUUAUUUAUCUCUUGAAGCACACCUUGUAAUUUGUUGAAGUAAUUUCCACCAGAAUUAGUGGAGUUAGAAGCUGCUGUCCAUGUGCCAUCGCCAUCAAAGCUGUUACUGGUGGGCAUUACCAAAGCCACUUGUAACGGCAUAUUUCCUAAAAAUAUAAACCUAAUUAUGGUUAAAAAAAGUUGAAAAAUACAC
This is a messenger RNA of Uloborus diversus, 1216 nucleotides long. RefSeq names its product ankyrin repeat domain-containing protein 13B-like. The transcript is spliced from 3 exons. NCBI's taxonomy places the organism in Eukaryota, Metazoa, Arthropoda, Arachnida, Araneae, Uloboridae. Gene Ontology annotation, molecular function: protein binding. The record is from RefSeq and is a predicted model, not a curated record. The coding region runs from base 14 to 448 and encodes 144 amino acids. Gene Ontology annotation, cellular component: cytoplasm.